Messenger RNA from Gongylonema pulchrum, 456 nucleotides. NCBI's taxonomy places the organism in Eukaryota, Metazoa, Nematoda, Chromadorea, Rhabditida, Gongylonematidae. The record is from the annotation of a GenBank genome assembly.
AUGUUUUGGUCAGCGUGUUUCACUAACUACGGACGUGGUGGAACUACAGUGGCCAGGGUGACUCCAGGAUUUAAACCCCAAGAAAAGCUAAUUCUAUAUUUGACGUAUAACAGAUUUGCAGCAAUUAUCAUGACAAUCUUACUGAUCAGCAUUUGUUUAAUGGCAUUAGUUCGAUACGGCAUCUCACACAGGCGGAGAAAGAUGAAGGACCAGGAGGCACUGGAAGACGAACAAAGGAUAAUGAAGUGGGGCGCCAUCAGUGAUAACGCGAUCCUAUGUGCCUCCACCGGCAGUGGACCUCGACUUACCACCAGCUCAUUCUCUGGACGACAGAUCUACAAAUUACCUGUACUGAUACAACACCAGACGAACAGAACAAUGAGUCUACCUUAUGCAUCCAGUGCCAGUGCACAACAGGCUACAUUAAUGCAGCCGUUUUCUGAAUGCUCAAAAUAA